AAACAGUUGGUACAAUUGAUUAAAUUUAUAGGUUACAAAAAUGACAACUCCACGUAAACAAAUUAAAUUAAUGUAAACUUUGAUUGAUUUUACGACUUAAAAUGGUGCUGAAACGUACAAAAAGUUACCAAAACAUUGACGGAUCAUCCAGUAGAUAUGGACAAGGUUCAGAGAAUGUACAGCAGGAAAUUGAGAUGUCCUCUGUCUCUGUGGUCCCUGAUGAUACUUUUACUGUGACACAGGCUGUGAACGCCUUGGGGUUUGGUUGGUUUCAAAUUAAGUUGUCUAUAUGGACAGGGCUGUGCUGGAUGGCUGAUAGUAUGGAAAUGACUAUUUUAUCCAUAUUAUCUCCUGCAUUACACUGUGAUUGGCAUCUAUCAAGGUACCAACAAGCCUUAACAACAACUAUAGUUUUUUUGGGUAUGAUGCUUUCUUCAACCUUUUGGGGAAACCUAAGUGAUAGAUAUGGACGAAAACACGCAUUAUCAUUAUGUUCAGUGUUAUUAUUUUACUAUGGUGUAUUGAGUGCUAUGGCUCCAAGUUUUAUGUGGAUUUUACUACUAAGAGGUUUAGUGGGGUUUGCUAUAGGUUGCACUCCACAAUCUGUGACAUUGUAUGCAGAGUUUUUGCCCACAAAUCAAAGAGCUAAGUGUGUUGUUUUGCUUGAUUGUUUUUGGGCACUAGGUGCAUGUUUUGAGGUAGCUAUAGCAUUAGUGAUCAUGCCCACUUUGGGCUGGCAUUGGCUACUUGCAUUGUCAACUGGGCCUUUACUUGCAUUUGCUUUAGUUUGUCCAUGGCUCCCAGAAUCAGCCAGGUAUCAUGUGGCCAGCGGCCAAACUGACAAAGCGUUGGAAACUCUGGAAAAAAUUGCCAAAGACAACGGAAAACCUAUGCUACUUGGUCGCCUAGUUGUAGAUGACGCUACUUUAACUUCACCGCAUAGAGGGCGCUUCAGAGACUUACUGAUACCCUCUUUGAGGCUAACGUCACUGUUACUAUGGUUUAUAUGGAUGGCAUGCGCGUUUUGCUAUUACGGUUUGGUGCUCAUGACUACCGAGUUAUUCGAAACGUCAGCCAUUUCGUGCUCCGAUAAGCCUACUCCGGGUCAGACUUUGGACACUUGUUCGGCUGAUUGUCAUCAGUUGCAAAGUUCGGAUUACAUGGAUUUACUGUGGACCACUUUGGCUGAAUUUCCAGGUAUUUUUAUAACAAUUUUCAUAAUUGAACGCUUUGGUCGCAAAAAAACAAUGGCAGUGCAGUUCGUCGCUUACGCCAUCUGUUGUAGUUUUUUAGUAGUCUGCACGGAAAAGCGCGCAUUUUUGACCGUAAUGCUAUUUUUUGCACGAGGCAUCAUUGCAGGCGUUUUCCAAGCCGCCUACGUAUACACCCCUGAGGUAUACCCAACAUCACUGAGAGCUGUAGGAGUGGGGUCUUGCAGUGCAAUGGCUAGGUUAGGAGCUAUGGUAACCCCAUAUGUGGCUCAAGUUUUGUUAAAGUCCUCAAUUUCUUUUGCAACAACAAUAUAUUCUGUUGCUGCCCUCUUGGCAGCUAUAGCUUGUCUAAUUUUACCAAUAGAGACAAGAGGAAAAGAACUAACUGACAAUAUAAAUCAACACAAUGAAGAACAUGCAGCUAAGACAUAAAAUUAUUUUGUUGAUUUUAAUUUUGCAGUAUUAACUUUGCUAUAUAACUUCAAAUAGAAAAAAAUACCGUCAAAAAUGCUUUAAUUAAUUCAUAGGAGUAUUAUUUUUUUAUAUAUAAUGUAUUAUGUCUAUUUACAGUUAUAUUGCUUAUUAAACCAAAGUAAUUAUUUAUUAACUUACCAUUAAGAUUAUUUAUUAAUUUAAGCUAUAUUUAAUAUUUAAAUGUUAUUUAUUGUUGCGACUUAUGGGUCCAUAUUUAUUAUGUCAACACGUUUUUGCCCAUUUUGGAACCUCCAUAUAAUCAAUUGUCAUCACCCCUGUUGACGUCAUUAUAUUUUUUGUUUUUUUCUCAUUUUGAUAUAAUUAGAAAUAAUUACAUACUAAAUGUAAGUUUGACAACUGCUGGAUUUUUAACAUGAGAGAAAAAUAAUGACGUGAUCAUAAGAAUUUGACAUAAUAAAUGGACGACCCUUUACCUGAUAUUUUAUUUAUUAUAAUUAUUAUAGUGAGAUGGUGCUGGAUUUUAUAUUGAUAUGUACACAUGUUAUAUACUUUAAUAAAUAAUUAAAACAC
Messenger RNA from Brassicogethes aeneus, 2216 nucleotides. NCBI's taxonomy places the organism in Eukaryota, Metazoa, Arthropoda, Insecta, Coleoptera, Nitidulidae. The record is from the annotation of a GenBank genome assembly.